Molecule: messenger RNA, 1706 nt
Organism: Symbiodinium pilosum
Lineage: Eukaryota; Dinophyceae; Suessiales; Symbiodiniaceae
Source: the annotation of a GenBank genome assembly
AUGAUCAACGACAUCCUCUGGCUGCAUCGGAGCAUGUUUACUGACGACGGUGUGUAUGUGGAGGGUGUUGCGAUGUACUCUUUCAUGUCCAUCACAGGUCUGGUUGGAAUAUCCGCCCUACAAAAGGCCUCAUUUGGUUUUGCCCCUGAAGCCGUGGACGAAGAUGCUCUUGUGCGGCUCGUGCGUUUCCACUUGGCCAGCAUGUCGACGGACGCCUACACCGUUGCCUUUGGCGACUCGCACAGAAAGAGAGGGUGGGGAGAUCUGUCGACUCUGCAGGCAGCGCUCGCCCCGAAGAAGAUAGCACGUGAUGCUCCUGCGGAAAACCUGACGCCCUGCGGUGCACGCGAAUACUGCUCAGCCAUGUGGGGCUGUCCAAAAUGUUGGUACGGAAGUGGAGGGCUAUACGAAGAUCCCUGGAGAAUCAGCCCAGACCUGUUGGCACUGAACUUGACGGACCUGGUGGCAUGGUGUUCUGUUUCGUCAAGUCAGCCCUUGGGGGGUCAAUUGCUCAGAGUCUUCAGUGAUGGUGGUUAUGCAUCCAUUCGCACGCCGCUGCUCCCAGCACAAGGUUCCCCUCAUUGCUUUGGCACGGGCAGUGCAGAGAUCUGCGUGCGGAGUGGCCCUUCGCUGGCUGACAACAUCCCCUAUGCCUUCCUGGCAUUGCAGGCGCGGCCGAGCUCGUUUUCGCACUCUGAGGUAGACUUCGGCACGUUUAUUUGGUCCGCUUGGGGUGCGAGGUUGAUAUCGGAGUAUGGCUACGGCACCAUUUCGACGGCUGUUGGCCCCUGGGAUACCCGGAGGUAUGAGUACAUAGACAACAACCCAGCUGGUCACAAUACGGUGGUGGUGCGCGAGGCCUUCAAGGAUGCAGAAGAGCAGAUCAACUUCUCACAGCUACAUUUGGCUGUUGGCAGCUUAGGCUAUUCAGAGGCCCGCACUGAUUCUGAGGAAGGCCGGUGUCUUGAACUGGAUGGAUCUGUUCCCUAUGGAGCUUCCCGAAGCGACGGGUGGUUGGACGUCAUGAGGAGGUACGCGUGUCCUGUGUCGGAUGGUGCCUUCGUUUUGGUGGACCUGCUUGCCGUGAAGCGAAACCGCACGGCGAUGCACAUCUACGGGGCGCAGUAUGGGGGUCCCAACUUUGAUGAGGCAGAGCCUCCGAGCCUACGUUUACACAUCGACGAGUACUUUCACACAGAGACCAGCGCGCCUCUUGCCACGGAUUCCAACGGCAAUCGCCUGGCACAGGAGUUGGAAUUUGACCGGAGCUCAGACCCCAGUGCCUUCAAGUGGUGUUCUCACGUAGAUCCUGUGGUGUUGAAUGCGGGUGCCGUGGUCUUACAUGCAAGAUGCGGGCUUGGAGGUUUCCGUCCGGCGGAUGGAUCCGGAUUGAUCAGUGGCUUCUCCAUCUCCGGCGGCCACUUUGUUUAUGAUGGGCUGGUGACCACAGUGGAUACAUGGAAGCGACCGAACUGGCUGAAGAAGCGGCGCAUUCGAUUCGUUGGCAACUCUACAGUCGGUGCAGAAGGAGAUCUGCGACUAUUUGUUCUGAGCCCCUUCCCGGCGACCCAGAACGACACCCCUGAAAUCAGCUUGGAGUCCUGCACAGAAGAACUGGACUGUCCUUACAAUGCAAGCGUGACCCAGUGUUCCUGUGUGUCCAUGUGCUCCAACUCCAUCCUGCGAUGGGCUGUGGUUCUGCUGGG